Helianthus annuus (common sunflower) is the source of this 468-nucleotide messenger RNA. RefSeq names its product homeobox-leucine zipper protein HDG1-like. The transcript has 3 exons. Bases 1 to 468 code for a protein of 155 amino acids. Lineage: Eukaryota; Viridiplantae; Streptophyta; Magnoliopsida; Asterales; Asteraceae. The record is from RefSeq and is a predicted model, not a curated record. Gene Ontology annotation, molecular function: lipid binding.
AUGAAAGAGCUCUUGAAGCUUGGGCUUGUCAGUGUUCCACUAUGGAACAAAAACAGGGAAGGUGGAGGAGAAACCCUUAAUUUUGUUGAAUAUGUAAGGGCUUUUCCUCUUUGCCUUGGAACAAAACCAUUUGGAUUCAUAUAUGAGGCUACACAGGCUAGCAACAUGGUAUCAAUGACUAGUUCAACCCUUGUAGAAGCAUUACUCAAUGCAGAUCGAUGGAGAGAAAUGUUUAUGGGCAUGAUCGGUAGUUGUACUACAAUGGAAGUGAUUUCUGAUGGUACAGAAGGUUCAAGAAAUGGUUCCCUCCAACUUAUGAAGGCCGAAGUUCAACUCAUUUCGCCGUUAGUACUUGUUCGCGUCCUGAAGUUUAUUCGAUUCGCCAAACAACAAGCGGAACGGCUAUGGAUUGUGGUUGAUUUAUCCAUCGAUUCUAGAAUGGAUGGACAAAUAAACCACAAUCCAUAG